Messenger RNA from Cryptotermes secundus, 2153 nucleotides. RefSeq names its product farnesol dehydrogenase. The transcript is spliced from 6 exons. The record is from RefSeq and is a predicted model, not a curated record. Bases 36 to 797 code for a protein of 253 amino acids. NCBI's taxonomy places the organism in Eukaryota, Metazoa, Arthropoda, Insecta, Blattodea, Kalotermitidae.
AAGAGUGGGGUGACUUGCGCGUCAGUUGUUAAAAAAUGGAGCGUUGGGCUGGACGCGUUGCCGUAGUAACGGGAUCUAGUGCUGGAAUUGGGAUGGCAAUUGCCGAAGAACUCGUCAAGAAAGGGUUGAAAGUGGCCGGCUUAGCCCGAAGAAUUGACAGAAUUCAGGAAGCGUCUGCCAAGCUGCAGAACAUGCCAGGAGAACUGCACCCGGUGCACUGCGACGUCACCAAGGAGCAGGACAUCCUGACCGCCUUCUCAUGGAUCAAGGAACACCUUGGAGGCGUCGACAUCAUGAUUAAUAAUGCGGGGAUCGUGCACCAAUCAUUUCUCAUAGACGGGGAGACAUCAGAUUGGCUCCAAAUGCUGGAUGUUAACGUGCUGGGGCUCAGCAUCUGCACUCGGGAGGCGAUCCGGUCCAUGAAGGAACAUGGAAUCACAGAUGGACAUGUCGUACACCUCAACAGUAUUGCAGGCCACGGUUUGCCUCAGAGUUCCAGAAUGUUACAUAUGUACGCCGCAUCAAAGAAUGCCGUUACAGCUCUGACUGAAGGCCUCCGUCGCGAACUUGUAAAAGACAGUUCUAGGAUACGUGUUACGAGCAUCAGCCCAGGUCUGGUACGCACAGAAAUUUUCGAAGUUGGACACAUGCAAAAUAUCACCUCUGAAGAACUGUUUUCUGAGAAUGCCUACCUCGAGCCCAGGGACAUUGUAGAUGCAGUGAUAUAUGUCUUAGGAACCCCCGAACAUGUUCAGGUCCAUGAGUUGACUAUUCUACCAACUGGGCAGAAAUACUAAACAAGAUGGAAAUAUAGGCCUAAUUACAAAAUUAUAAGAACAUUGACCCCGAUACUUGUGGCCAAUAUUUGUGAAAAUUCAUUAGAUAAGAGAGUGGAAUAUAUAAAUUAGUGAGUAGAAGUGAGAGAAAUGGAUGUUAUUCGCAAAUGGAAGAACGUCUGUCUCCCAGAAUGCAUCUGCUCAAGCACAGUAUUCCGCAGACUCCAAACAAGCGACUGACGAGGAAUAUUAACAUUCUUAUUUAAUUUUAGGAUUUGAGGUUCUCAUAGCAAUGUUAUGAAGGAUUUUGCCUUCUGCGAUAUAAUGCCGUGUACUCCGUUGAGAGUCAAGCGACUUUCGGGAUGAAUAUAUCACUCUGCUUGCCACCUGCCUUCACGCUGGUUUCUUGUUCGGCUUAUUCUUCGACCGUGUAGAUGGAGGCAGCAUUUUCCUCCGAAAUUUCAAUUGACUUUCAAUGGAAUAUACAGCAUUACAUCCAACAAGGCGGAAUUCUUCUUAAUUAAUUACUUGGAAUUGAAUUUUAAGUGGGCUUUGUACAAAAAGCCGAAAUCUGUGGACAUUUAUUGUUUAGUUUUUUAGCUACCCUGUAUCAUAUGCGUAGGUCAUAGGAACUUGAGUUGUAGGAUGGUCGUGAAUGAUGAUUUGUGAUGAUCUAGAAGUGGGCGUGGCUCAUUUCCUAGUGACGUAUUAAUUUCCUCGAGAGUAUGAGGAAAAACACAAAACCCUCAGGACAGUCGGCCUCAGGGCCAUAAAUCGAACCCAGGACCUUCAAAAUAACUCAACUACAACAUUCCGCUAGUUGACUGGGAAAGUACAUUCUGCAUGCUAUCUAGUUGCUUGCGGCAGAGAUUUCUAUUUCAGACACGAUUGUCAUUAUUGUAUUUCAGUGGUUAAGAAGUAAUAUUUCCAGCCAAAGGACAAAAUUGCUGAAUCAUCUAACAUCUUCGACUCUGGUAGAUAAUAUCUUCGUUAAUAAUGGAUAUCAGAAUAAGGUAAACUACUACAUUGGUUUGAAAGAGGUUUGUUUUGAGCCAACCGUAUAAGCUGUAUUUUGUGUGUCCCGCAUACAGACAAUGUGCAUUUAAUGACGGUGUUGUCAACGAAGCUAUGACUUAAAAAUGUAGAAGGGAAUGUGCCAACUCCGCCCACUUUACUUAAUGUUUUAUGCGAGUAUUCACUUAUGGGCUUAUCUCCUUGGGAAAGCCUGUAUUUCCUCCGUCUUUCUGCCUGUUGAAAAUUCCCACGUACAGUCCCAGCGAACACAGAUUGAUUUACUCGUAUCUACUAACAAACUCCGUGAUACCGACCGAGCAGCCGCCGCUUGUCAGCGAAGUUAGUGCCAACUUUAGCGGAUAG